AUGGAAUUACCUUCAAUUGUUGAUAAUUUAAAAUUUAUGAUUAUUCAAUUUAAUGAAAUUAAAUCUUCUUUAAUUUCUUUACAUAAGCAAAAUGUAUUUGAAAAUAAUAUUUCUUUUGAUUUUCUUCAUUUAACAAAAAAAAUAAAUGAUGAAAAUUUUUAUGAAAUACGUGAAGAAUUUGAUAAUGCUGCAAUAAAUUUUGAUCAAUAUCGAAAUUCAAUUUUUAUAAUUGAAAAACAUAUUACUGAUUGUUUUUAUGUUAUUGAAGAUAUUCAAAAAGAAAUUGAAAUUGAAAAUAAUAAAUUAACUGAAAUUGGAGAAAAAUUAGAUCAAUAUGAAGAAAUAUUAAAUAAAAAAUAUAAAGAAUUAAAUAAACCGAGUGAAUUACAAAUUAUUACAAAUUCAUCUUCUCAAAGUAUUAAUUCUCAUCAAAAAAAAAUUACAAAAACAAUUAAAAAUCAACAAAAAAUUAUAAGAAGUGAUGGAAAUCAAAUUAUUAAUGAUAAAGAUAAAGAAGAUAUUGAAUUAUUAAAUACAAAUAAAAAAGUAUUACUUCAAUGGUGUAAUGGGAAAUCCUUAUCAAUUCGUUAUGACUCAAAAUAUGAUGGAGAAUCUCAAAAAGAUUUUAUUAAAUAUAUUAAAGGAUAUGGAAAUAUUUAUUUAAUUUUAUUUGAUCAAAAUAUGAAUGUAUUUGGUUGUUUUAUUCAUUCUCCAAUUUUAAUAACAAAUAAACCUGUUGUUGAUAUUUUUGGAUUUAUUUUUGAAAUAGCAAAAGAAGGAACUAUUCACUUAAAAAAAUGUAAUAAAAGAAAAGAUGUUAUUUCUUCAAUUACUCUGUUUGAAGAUAAUUGUAAGCAAGCAAAUUCACUACUUUAUAUUGGCAAAGACCAAUCAACUGGAAUGUUAAUAUUAAAACCUUUUAUACAAAAUGGAAUGAUUAAACAAAUAUAUAAAUCGUAUUCAACAUCUAACUCUCUUGUUUUUAAUUCUAUUCAACGAUUUGAAACUAGAAGAAUUGUUUUAUUAGAAAUUGAUUUUUAA
Molecule: messenger RNA, 1041 nt
Organism: Entamoeba nuttalli P19
Lineage: Eukaryota; Evosea; Mastigamoebida; Endamoebidae
Exons: 1
Coding region: 1-1041 (346 amino acids)
Source: RefSeq, a predicted model, not a curated record